Molecule: messenger RNA, 592 nt
Organism: Cokeromyces recurvatus
Lineage: Eukaryota; Fungi; Mucoromycota; Mucoromycetes; Mucorales; Mucoraceae
Exons: 2
Source: RefSeq, a predicted model, not a curated record
AAAAAAGAAAAAAAAUAAAAAAUUAUAAAUUCUAUAAUGAAUAAUGCAGAAGCAGGGCCUUCAUCAUUUAAAAAAAUCGCAAAGCCUGAUUCACCAAUGAAACUAGAAUUAGCACAAAAAAACAGAGUUUUUGAAGCAACAUUGUUAGAAGAUCUGUUUGACUAUUCAGUUUUAGUUUCAAAUAACAUUAGUAUGGCAAGAGAUCAGUUAGCGAAUGAAAGAAACUGGUUAACAUGGUUUCGAUUAUCAUGUACAUUGGUUAUAUUAGGCUUCACUAUAUUAAUCAAAUUUAGGUUACCUGAUGGCUCAUCAAAUAAUGACUCUAACUUUGAAAUAUCAAGUAAACCUGUUGGCUAUAUAUUUGUGGCUAUCGGAUUUCUAUGUUCUUUUGUUGGCUUAGGAAAAUAUUUUAAAAAUCAAAGACUACUGAUAAAACAAGCAACUUUUGUUGAAGCAGGAAGAGGCAGUUAUCUUAUGGUUGCUGUUCUAUUCUCAUUUGUUUGUACAAUUAUGAUAUUAGCUUCAACAAAAAAUAAUUCACAAACAGGCGAUUCUUUUGUAAAUAGAAGCUUUUAUAUGAUUGAUUAAUAAC